This is a messenger RNA of Caenorhabditis briggsae, 792 nucleotides long. Gene Ontology annotation, biological process: regulation of DNA-templated transcription. The coding region runs from base 1 to 792 and encodes 263 amino acids. The record is from RefSeq and is a predicted model, not a curated record. Gene Ontology annotation, molecular function: DNA-binding transcription factor activity; zinc ion binding; sequence-specific DNA binding. The transcript has 5 exons. Lineage: Eukaryota; Metazoa; Nematoda; Chromadorea; Rhabditida; Rhabditidae.
AUGCAAAUUGCCCGAUACGAAAAUUCGUUCCAAUUUUUUUCCUGUCAAGUUUGUAAAAAUCCAGCUCAUGGAAAACAUUUUGGAGCAAUUACUUGCAGAGCUUGCGCAGCGUUUUUCAGAAGAUCUGGAACAAUCUCAAAAUCUGUAUACCGAUGUGACCAAAACAAUAAUUGCGAAAUUUUGAAAAACGGACGGUUCGCAUGCAAAAAGUGUAAAUUGAGGAAAUGCUUGAAAACAGUCGAACAUUUAUCAGGCCGACCGUUAUUUGUGAUUUAUAUGGAUCCUAAACCCCUAUUGCCGAACGAAAAAUCGUUUAUCAAUAUACAGUAUCUCAUAGAUGAGGGUAUCAAAAUUAUGGAUUUAGGAUCUGAAAAACCGUUUUCUGCUGAAAAUCGUCUUAAAAAAUUAGCAAUCGGAUUAAGGAUAGUUAGAGAUGGAGCGAAAAAUAGGGAAGUUGGAAAAUUGACGAAAAUCGGAAAAGCUGAAGCGAUCGGAAUUUGGGAAAGGGAUUUUUUGGCAGCUGUAAAAUGGUUGAGCUAUUUUUCCGAAUUCGAACAACUGCCAAGAAGCAUGAAGAUUACUCUUCUAAAAUCGAUUUGGCACGUCUGGACUCGAUUAGAAAAAUUGGCAUUAACAGCGGAGAGUCGAAAAAAGGAAAAAUGCCGAAGAAAUGAGAUAAUGCUGGAUAAAAAUUCAUUUUAUGAUCAGAAGGACUUUGAGGUGGAUAUUAGUUGGUGUACCAAAUAUCCAAAGGAAAAAUUGAAAUUGAAGACAUCCGAGGAAGGCGUGUAA